Messenger RNA from Fulvia fulva, 1431 nucleotides. RefSeq names its product putative transporter MCH2. The transcript is spliced from 3 exons. The coding region runs from base 1 to 1431 and encodes 476 amino acids. The record is from RefSeq and is a predicted model, not a curated record. Gene Ontology annotation, molecular function: transmembrane transporter activity. Gene Ontology annotation, biological process: transmembrane transport. Lineage: Eukaryota; Fungi; Ascomycota; Dothideomycetes; Mycosphaerellales; Mycosphaerellaceae.
AUGGCGCGUACGCAAACCGAGACUUUGCCUUCGCAGUCAGCCAACGAGUUGCCUCAUCAGUUGACUCCCACAUCGACGAUGGAGCUCGAACAAUUAACAGGAUCUCAGCAAACCAAUGUUGCCCAACGAGAGGAUGUACCGCCGGAUGGAGGGUACGGCUGGGUGGUUGCAGCUUGCGUGUUCCUGAUCAAUGCCCACACAUGGCGUGUCAACUCGGCUUGGGGUGUUUUCCUCGCAUACUACCUCUCCAACGACACCUUCAAGGGAGCAACGCAUCUCCAGUAUGCAUUAAUCGGCGGUCUGUCGAUCAGUCAAUCUUUACUAGUACCGCCACUUGUUUCUCUUUGCAAUGAGAAGCUAGGAACCAGGGUCUCCCUUCUCAUCGGCACUUUGCUGGUUUCGACAUCAAUGUUAAGCUCGUCAUAUGCUACGCAGGUUUGGCAUCUGUUUCUGAGCCAAGGAGCUUGCUUCGGCUAUGGCAUGGGCUUCCUGUACAUAACAGGGUCUGCAGUACUUCCACAAUGGUUUUCGAAGCGGCGCAGUCUUGCUGUUGGCCUUGCCUCGUCCGGAGCUGGUAUUGGUGGGCUUGCUUAUAAUCUUGGCGCUGGAGCUGGCCUUGAAUCCAUAGGCUGGAGGAAGACUUACGUCGUACUAGCAAUUACCACGCUCGUCGUCAAUCUCACUUGUGUUGUACUGCUCAAGGACCGCAAUAAGAUGGUGCAGACUUCCAAGAGGGCUUUUGACAUUCGCGAAAUGACUCACGUUUCGACUUGGUUGAUUGUCAUUUGGGGUUGGAUGACGGAGUUGGGGUACAUUGUGCUCCUCUACUCGCUGCCGAACUACGCACUGUCAAUCGGUCUGACGGCUCAGCAAGGAUCCAUCGUAGGGGCAGUGUUGAACCUCGGCCUCGCUCUAGGUCGUCCACCCAUAGGCCAUCUGUCGGACACCUUUGGACGUAUCAACGUGGCUGGCAUCAUGACCGCGUUGUGCGGCAUCUUCAUCUUCGCACUCUGGAUUCCGGCUAAGAGCUAUGCGGUUCUCUUGGUCUUCGCUCUGUUGAGCGGAACUGUAACAGGAACUUUCUGGGCGACCGUGGUCCCAGUCACAGUCGAGAUUGUGGGCAUCAAGCGUUUACCACUAGCGUUCGGAAUGAUUUGUCUGCCGUUGGUAAUUCCUACGACUUUUGCUGAAGGAGUGGCUUUGGAGAUCGUGUCGACCUCCGGCUAUCUCACGGCUCAGAUAUUCGUAGACUUUGCCUAUCUCAUUGGUGCGGCUGCGGUAUGGUGCUUACGUUCAUGGAAAGUGAGGGAGCUCCUCCAAGAUGAAAUGCGAGAACAACAGGGCCAAGCGCCCCUACCGGCCGGUUCGAAAAGGCAGCACGAUUGUGUUUGGCUCACGUCGAAUGGACUCCUCAAGGCCAAGAAGGUCUGA